AUGAUUUUUUUUUGUAUACCAAUUAUAAAUAUGAAAACCUCCCAACCCACAUCCGAUCAAUUAAUCCUUUACUGCUGCAUGGAAAACGACUGUGGAAAAACUUUCAUUACUAAAUUCAAUCUCAAGAGACAUUGUGCAUCAGUUCACUUGAAGACGAAAAAUUUCAAAUGCAAUUAUUGUCAUAAAUUCUUUUCAAGUAAACAAAAUCUGGAUGAGCACAUUUUCAUCCAUACAGGCGAGAGACCUUUCACGUGUGAAAUUUGUCAGAUUUCUUUCCGUCAAAUAAGCCAACUUUCCUUGCACAAGCGAAACCAUUCGAAAGUUUUCAUCAAAAAUAACGUCAAGAAUGUUACUAAUCCGAUGGCUACAGUAGAUAAAAAUUCAUUUAAUAUUCAAGAAGCAUCAAUGGAAAUAGAGGAGCAUAAAGCUGUUUCCACAAUAUCUAGCAUAAAUCUGCCUCUGUUAAAUAGUAAUAGAGUCAGUGGCGAUGCUGUUUUGCCAGCUUUUUUAGAGAUUAUUGGAGAAUAUAAGUAA
This is a messenger RNA of Blepharisma stoltei, 534 nucleotides long. The record is from the annotation of a GenBank genome assembly. Lineage: Eukaryota; Ciliophora; Heterotrichea; Heterotrichida; Blepharismidae.